Messenger RNA from Owenia fusiformis, 3274 nucleotides. Lineage: Eukaryota; Metazoa; Annelida; Polychaeta; Sabellida; Oweniidae. The record is from the annotation of a GenBank genome assembly.
CAUAAACAUGUCAGAUGGUGGUCCCUGCAUUUCAUUUUGGAAUUAUUGUAAUUAUUUAGUUAUUAUUUAAUAGAGCAGAAUGAAUAAGGAUUAGUGAACAGGUAUAAAGAGGACUUGACUGAUAACAGGAUUGGAAUUGUAAACAAUAAAUAGAAAGUACAUAUGUGACGCAUUUCCAUAUGAUAUGAUAGAUUAGCUCAUUAUUUGACUCAGUGGGACUUGGAGUCUGACCUCAUGAUUUAUUAGAUAUGUAAUAAAUCAGCUCAUAAUAAUAUUAGAGAUAUUUUAUCAGAUUUGAUAACAAGAAAGCUUUGAAUUGAUAUUGAAAUGGGCACUACUAUCUGGUACCAAGACAUUGAUGUUGAGGACAAUGAGGAGAUUAUAGCAGACAUACAGCGUAGAAUAACAGAGAUAGAAGAUGAUUUACAGAAUUGUAGGAAAUGUAAGGAUGACCUAGAACAGCAAGUCUCAGAGGCUGGUGAUACCCUGGACCCUGAGACAACUGACAACUUAGAAUUUUACAAUGCAAAUAUCUCUGGCCUAACAACUGAACUGAAUAACCUGAAAAGGAACCUCUCUCAGUUGAUGCAGAAAAGUUCAGCAGAUGAAGAAGCGAGACAUCAAGAGGAGCAGAGACGUCGACUUGAAGAGGAAAUUGCACGUCGCAAAGAGGAGGAUAAACGUCGAAGUGAGGAUAUGCGGGAACAAAUGAAACAAAAACGUCAACAAGUUCUCAAUGAAUUGGUUGAAACUGAGCGAAGUUUUGUUCGGGACAUGCAUCUAUGUAUUGAAACUUUCAUAGGGCCUGGUGUGAAACAGAACCCCAAUAUAGACACUGACACACUAUUUGGAAACAUGGUGGAGUUGGUAGAAUUGGCCGAAAAGUUACUCAACAGUAUGGAGGAAUAUACAAAAGAUAAACCAUUUGAGAAGCAACUUACAGGCUGUUGCUUCAGUUGGCUAAUAGAGGACAUGAAGAGUGUAUAUGCUCCAUAUUGCCGUAACCAUGACGAUGUGCUUGCACUUCUUGAAAAAUAUGAAGGGAAUGAAGCUGUCCAGGAAUAUUUUAGGCAAGGCUUGGACGUUAUUCGUGAGAAAAUUGUAGUGUUUGACAUUGGGUCUCUCCUCAUCAAGCCUGUCCAAAGGGUCCUCAAAUACCCCUUACUGCUCAAUGAACUACUGAAGAGUACGGAAGACAGUCACCCUGAUAAAGAAGGCCUCAUUAAAGCUAUGACUGGAAUGACGAAUGUCGCUCAGUACAUCAAUGAAUACAAGAGAAGGAAGGAUUUAGUAUUUAAGUAUCGACAGGAGUCUGACCAUUCAAUUGGGGACAAAAUGGCAAAGAUAAGUUUCCAUUCUCUCAAGAAAAAGACAGCUAGAAUCGGAAUGAGGCUCAGCACAAACCUUGGGAUAUCCAAUCAGACGGUGGAUGUCCAGUUCAAUGAGGAAGAGCUGAGGUUCAGAAAUGUGGAGAGAUGUUUGAGAACUGUCAAGAGUAACAUUUCACUAUUUAUGGAGCAUUUACAGGAGGUGACAUGGUGCCAAGAAGCCUUGGCCGCGGAUAUUGCAGACUUCUACACUGAGGGUUCUGGGAAGGAUGUCAUCCUCCAGUACCAGGUGGCGCAACAAGCCUUCUCUGAUAAGCAUUACAAAUUAUUUAAAGCACGGGUGGAUGACAGAGUGAUUCUCUCACUUAACAGACUCAUUGUUAUGUUCAAUGGACCCAAUCAGGUUGUGAAGAAACGCUAUGAUAAACUGUUAGACUUUGAUAGAAUAACCAAACAGCUGGAAAGUCUGAGAGCGGGGGAUCCUCUGUAUAAGAAAACAUCUGAUGACUUGGAUAUUGCCCACAAAAUGUAUGAAGCCCUCAAUGCGCAGUUGAAAGAUGAACUUCCCCAGUUGUGUGAAAUGUCACUGCUUGUCAUUGAAAAUUGUGCCAAAUCAUUCAUUUCCUUGCGGCGUGAACUCUUGCAGAAAAUUGUCAGUGACUUCCAACCCUUGAUUCAGCUUCCAUAUAUUACUACAUUGACGCAAGACCAGGCAAACAUGAUGGAUGCUUUUAAUAUAGCACACACACGACUCCUAGAGAAUCUUGCCAAUAUAUUACUGUGCCCUAAGUCCCUGAGAGAGGAACAUGAUGAUAAAGUGACAGAUUGGCCAGUCCAUGAUAAUAAAUCUCCCGAUGGAAAAGCACAGCCAAGUGAACCAACUGCUCAAUCUGGGGUUAGUCAACAGAGCGAGAGUCAACAGAUGUACAUUAGACAGCUCUACCCCCCAGACAAACUAUAUAAGGUAUUGCAACACUACACUGCGUCACACGUCAUGGACAUGGAUGCUGUCGCGGGAGAUCUUGUUGGCCUUAUUAAAGAUAAAGAUCCAAUGGGUGGCAAAGAUAGGUGGUUUAUUGAUAACGGAGUAAAGAAAGGUUUUGUGCCAAGCAGUAUUCUAGUGGCACUCUCACAGGUACAGGGUGACUCUAAUAUUGGGGCACAAACAAAAGAUGUAUCUGCUUAUGAACCUCAGACCACCAAUAGCACAGCAGCUAAACCAAAUGGCACAGAAAAUGUGCAAACUUACUCAAGUGAGAAACCACCCAUCGAGUUCUUGGAACCAGAGGUAUAUGUGCCCCACCCAGAGGUAAAUGUUCCCCACCGUGAGACUCACACCCCCCAGGGGAUGACAACACAAUUAGCCACGCAAGAUUCAAUGGACGCAUAUUUUGAUGAUGAUGUGCCAGAUGUCUCAUCCAAUGAAGAUAUUUAUCAAGCCGUCUAUUCUUUUGACGCACGUAAUGACCUUGAGUGUCCUUUAGUGGAGGGGGAGACAGUACGUGUGCUGGCAUUUACAGAUCAAGAAGGCAAUGAUGAGUGGUGGCUAGUUCUAACAUCGAGUAAUAAGCAAGGAUAUGUUCCCGCAAACUAUCUAUACAAAACUGCUGGCUAGAGAAGACACCUCUGAGCAUUUCAUUCUGUGUGAUUGUGCCUCAUUCUUUCUUUCUACAGAUCUUGAAUUUUCCAGGGAAUUCUAUUUAUACACUUCAAAGUGAUUAGCUAAUGAAUUGAAAGAUUCUUGAAACUGAAGGGGAGGGGAGAGUGUGUAUUGAACAAAGUGCUUGAGAUAAUGUUCAUAUGAAUCAUAUCUCAAGGUGUAUUACUUUGAAUUAGCCCAUAUGCAUUGCAAUGCAAUGUGAUUAUUAUUUCAAGUUUAUAUAAACAGGACCUACAAUAACGAUUCAUACUUGCUGCAUAACCAUGUGGACCCAACCCCCCUACUG